Molecule: messenger RNA, 564 nt
Organism: Aspergillus luchuensis
Lineage: Eukaryota; Fungi; Ascomycota; Eurotiomycetes; Eurotiales; Aspergillaceae
Product: 2-oxo-4-hydroxy-4-carboxy-5-ureidoimidazoline decarboxylase
Exons: 3
Coding region: 1-564 (187 amino acids)
Source: RefSeq, a predicted model, not a curated record
AUGUCCUCCGAUCUCCCCGCUCCGUCGUCUAUUACAUCACUCCCGCAGGAGCAGCAAUUCCGCGUCCUGGAUACCCUGUUCGAGUCGUCCCCGGAGCUGCACACCCUCAUGGCUCCCGUUCUCGCAAACCAGACAUUCUCAUCCUAUUCCACUCUGAUUGAUGCGGUUGGCGGUCGCAUGUCCGCUCUGUCUGCUGCCAACUCGUCGAAAGAUCGCGAUAUCCUGGUGGGGAUUUUGGGGUCGCAUCCCCGCCUGGGACAGCCCAAGGGAGCCCCGACGGAGCACUUGAGCGAACUGAGCAAGAAGGAACAAGCAAACCUGAACACGGGAGCAGAGGAACAAGCAGAGAAGCUGAAGCGGAUGAAUGCGGAAUAUGAGGAGAAGUUCCCUGGCUUGCGAUUUGUUACUUUCGUCAACGGCCGCAACAGGGAUGCCAUCAUGGAGGAGAUGCGUGAGAGGAUCGACCGGGGUGACGCCGAUCGCGAAGUGGAGGAGAUCAUACAGGCAAUGUGCGAUAUUGCAAAGGAUCGGGCGCGGAAAUUGGAGCAGUCUGCUAAGAUAUAA